Molecule: messenger RNA, 267 nt
Organism: Tetrapisispora phaffii CBS 4417
Lineage: Eukaryota; Fungi; Ascomycota; Saccharomycetes; Saccharomycetales; Saccharomycetaceae
Gene: MDM35
Product: Mdm35p
Exons: 1
Coding region: 1-267 (88 amino acids)
Source: RefSeq, a predicted model, not a curated record
AUGGGUAAUACGAUGUCUAAUAGUUUUGCCCCUGAGUGUACGGAAUUGAAGAAAGAAUAUGAUGACUGUUUCAAUGAAUGGUACUGCGAGAAGUUUUUAAAGGGGAAGUCCAUUGAAAACGAGUGUAGUAAACAAUGGUAUGCAUACACCACAUGCGUGGACGCAGCAUUGAUCAAGCAGGGAAUUAAACCUACGUUAGACGACGCUAGAAAAGAAGCGCCAUUUGAAAACGGUGGAGCUCUCACCGAGACAAAAGAUGACAAAUGA